CUACAACAAGGAUAUUGGUGCAAUAAAAUAUUAUUUUCAAUUGAAACUUUCAAUGAUCAAUGUAACUUCCAAACACGCCCUACUGCAAACCCUAAUUUCUCUUGUCUCGCAUAAUAUAACACUCCGCCGCACACUCAUUUUCCCUCCCACUGCGGCGGCCACGGAACUUCAUCUCAGCGGAGCUCAGCCAUGGGUAUCGAUCUGAAAGCAGGAGGUAAGAGCAAGCAGACUAAGCGCACAGCGCCGAAAUCGGAGGAUGUUUACUUGAAGCUUCUUGUGAAGCUCUACGAAUUUUUGGUACGAAGGACCGGAAGCAAGUUCGAUUCUGUGAUCCUGAAACGCUUGUACAUGAGCAAGACGAACAGGCCCCCACUCUCCCUCUCCAGGCUGAUCUCUUUCAUGUCCGGAAAGGAGGAUAAGAUUGCUGUGUUGGUGGGGACAAUCACAGACGACGUUAGGGCUUAUGAAGUCCCAGCUAUGAAGGUUUGUGCACUGAGGUUCACCAAAACUGCAAGGGCAAGGAUCGAGAACGCUGGUGGAGAAUGCUUGACAUUUGAUCAGCUUGCUCUUAGGGCUCCAUUAGGACAGAAUACGGUUCUGCUGCGAGGUCCUAAGAAUGCACGGGAAGCGGUGAAACACUUUGGGCCCGCUCCGGGUGUUCCCCACAGCCACACCAAGCCGUAUGUGCGUUCCAAGGGACGGAAGUUUGAGAAGGCCAGGGGAAGAAGAAACAGCCGCGGAUACAAGGCUUAGUUUUUCAUUUAUUUUUAUGGAGGAAUCGGUCUUUUGUACGCAGGCAUUCAAAUUUUGCAAAAGAUUUAUGUAGUGCCAAGUACUCUUGUUUCUUGUUUUCUGCUCUGUUGUAUUUGAGUGUGGAUCUUAAAGUUUGUGAACACAAUAUACUUUGACUUGCAAACUUGUACCCUCUCCUUCUCAAUUUAAAGUCUGUUUUUAUAACAAAAUAAUUUUAAAUUGUUCGGAGUAAUAGAGAUAUGAGGAAAAAAAAAGAAAAUAGUUUUCCGGUGUGUAGUGUCGAUGCAACUGCAAGCAGAGGCGGCAAAGGAAGACUGGAGGAGGAACCAAGGAGGCACUUGCUCAACCACAACCUCGUAACUACAAAAUCAAGCUACAAAGUUAGAUAAGGUCUACGUUCAAUUGGAUUUUAUAUAUUGAGCCACAUUAUUCCUCUUGCCUCAUAGGGUUAGUCUUCACACAUGUGUUGCCUCCACUAUGUAGACCACCACAAUCUUUUGGUACUCAGUUCACGACUGAGGCUUAUAGCUGCAAGUGCCUGCAACCAUCAUGUUAGGGGACCGUUCAUAACGACUGCCUAUCAGUCUUAUUAUUCAAAAACGAGGAGUGGCUUUGGAUGUUUUGUUUUCAUUUUUCCAGAAAGAUGUUCUCCAUAUUGGUUUAAAAUUAAUUUUGAGGGAAUAAUAAUGAUGUCUAUCU
Cuscuta campestris is the source of this 1452-nucleotide messenger RNA. NCBI's taxonomy places the organism in Eukaryota, Viridiplantae, Streptophyta, Magnoliopsida, Solanales, Convolvulaceae. The record is from the annotation of a GenBank genome assembly.